GUGUGCAUUCAACUUCAAAUUUCACUUGUCAUUCCCAUAGGGGCAGGACGUUUGAGCGACGGCAGCGUGUCCACCAGAAAGGCGCACCGUGAGUUGCUUUCAAUAUCUGGCGACUGAUUUUGUUGUGAUAUCGCCGACACGACUGACUGAUCUCGUGAAGGGGCAGGACGUUUGAGCGACAGCAGCGUGUCCACCAGAAAGGCGCACCCUGAGUUGCUUUCAAUAUCUGGCGACUGAUUUUCUUGUGAUAUCGCCGACACGACUGACUGAUCUCGUGAAACAAUGGCUUUCAAGAUAGACCAUGCGGCAGCGGCUGUGCUGGUGUCCAUUAUAGCGAUCCAGGCCGUUCUCUUUCUGGCGGUGGUGGCAGCCCUGGCGGCCAAGUACUACAAGCUGAGUCUAGUGUUAAAGGGUUACAACGAGUUCAUGCUGUUGGCUCGGAUCAGGUCUCUGUACAAAGAGGAUAAAAAGAAAGCGGAUGCGGGCCGAUCGGACAGACAGCUCAACCAGCCCCUCAGCUCAGCUUCGGGACACACUGAAACCUACACCGAACAACAACUCGAUGCCACAUCCAUCUUCCUUGGCAACAAAGUCAGCAUUGCUGCCGAUGACGUACAGAUUAAGUUCCAUCAGCUGGAGAUAGGGGAGGAACUUGGGAAGGGCGCCUUUGGGAAAGUUUUCCAAGCAGCCCUCACCGAUUGGCCCUCGGAUGGAGAGCAAAACACAGUGGCAGUCAAAACAGUUGAAGAUACUGAUCCCUCAAAGGUCAUCAAGUUCCUCAAGGAAGGAUUACUGAUGAAGAACUUCAGUCACCCCAACGUGCUGAAAUUGCUUGGCCUAACCUUUGACCGGAUGGGUCAGCCGCUGAUUGUGCUUCCGUUUAUGGCAAAUGGUGACCUGAAAUCCUUCGUGAAAAUGAGAAAGCAGGAACUGACCCAUACACAGCUGAUGAUGUUCGCUUACCACGUGGCCCUCGGUAUGGAGUACCUUGCUGGACAAAAGUUCGUCCACAGGGAUUUGGCUGCAAGAAACUGCCUGGUUGAUGACGAAUUUGUUACUAAGAUUUCGGACUUUGGGCUGUCCCGUGACCUGGACGAAUCAGACUACUACACCAGCGGCGAACAACAGGCAAAGUUACCUGUCAAGUGGAUGGCGCCAGAGUCAAUGGAACGCCUAGUCUAUAGCACCAAGUCAGAUGUGUGGUCAUACGGAGUGCUUCUGUGGGAGCUCUUCUCUAGAGGACAAACGCCCUAUCCCGAAAUCCAAAAUAGGGAUGUGUACUUAUUCUUGAAGACGGGCAAGCGUAUGGAUCCCCCAAGAUUCUGUCCCAUCAAAAUAUCUGAUAUAAUGCGGCGCUGCUGGCUUGAGUCCCCUAAGAAGCGACCAUCCUUCCGACAAAUAGCCGUAGAGCUGGAAAAAGUUGUCACGACAAGAAGGACCGAUGCAGCGCCGCCGGCUGAGCCCAGGCGGGAAUCCUGCUCGGUGGACAUUCCAGAGUUACCUGUUCCGGGGUCGAAAAACAGCUCUCGCCUGGGGAACGAAGACCGAGGGGCGUCGGUGGAAAAGGAGGGGGGCAGCGAGCACAUUGCAAUGGAAAUCAUGACGACUGGCAAGGGGAACCAGUGACCACGGCGAGCCUGCGAAUAAAUAUUGUCAAACUCCUUUGCUUUAUAUACACGUACAAUGUCUCCUUGUUUAAUACUAUACUAAUAGAUUAUCGUGUGAUUUCAUUCACAUAUAGGGCCUAUACCGUUUGAAUUCGCUAUACCAACCUCUUAUCCAUUGAAGGCCCUUCAUGGUAAUAAUCUGCUUUCUUUAGGAUGACAUCCAUGUGAGGUCUCGUACAUAGAAUUACAUGCAUUUCUGAGGUGCCGUGCUACGACAACACACAACGCCUGAUACUCCUUUGCACUUACUUAAGGCUCUCGAUGAGAAGCCAGAGAUCCUGCGGUAAAAGUUGCAGGUGAGGUGUAAACAAUGACAGCCGUGGGUGCCAUUAAUUUUUGGUAAGAUAUACGGUCACCGUAAGAACAAAUUGAAUGGUAUGGAAUUCCUUUGGUGCCAUUUUAUGCGGCGCAUGUGGGGCGGUGGCCUGGAGCUCCCCACACUUCCGCCUCUUGACGGCGCAUUGUUCUGUCGUGCCGUCGCAUUGUCGGUGGAAGUGUGGGGAGAUCCAGGCCAAAAUGCCCCACAUGCACUGCAUAAAGUGGCAGCAAUGGAAUUCCAUAGAAAAGUCAAUUUAACGGAAUGUUAUGGGAAACCGCUAACUCGUGCAUUUUACGGGAAGUACCCGGUAUCCCGAGAGGGCAUUGUACAUAAUCUAAUACGCAGUUAACUGUUGAACACAAUGUCUUAAUAUGACUAUAGAACUGUGGUAGUAUGGCUUUUUAAAUUAAAGAAAUAAUCAAGCGAGCUUGUCGAGGAUUUGAUUAUGAUUAUAACUUCAUAUCCCUAACAGGGCUAAAUUUCAGUAUAAUCCUAGAUAGUUAGGUUUAGCACGAUGAUUUAUAUACUCACGUCAUACGGGGUAAAAGAAUAAAACGCAAUACUACAAUAAAUGGUAAGAUAAUGUUCGCCAAAUUAAUGUCUCCGUACAUGUCUUCAUGACCUUUUUGAAAACUCCCUUAUUACAGUCUCUUUAAAUGGAUAAAUUUGUGUAUACAGAACAACAGAAAAGGCGUCAAUAAAUAAUCUUUGUACACGCAUGUAGGCCUAUUCGAUUA
Molecule: messenger RNA, 2723 nt
Organism: Acanthaster planci (crown-of-thorns starfish)
Lineage: Eukaryota; Metazoa; Echinodermata; Asteroidea; Valvatida; Acanthasteridae
Product: hepatocyte growth factor receptor-like
Biological process (GO): protein phosphorylation; cell surface receptor protein tyrosine kinase signaling pathway; cell migration
Cellular component (GO): plasma membrane; signaling receptor complex
Molecular function (GO): ATP binding; transmembrane receptor protein tyrosine kinase activity
Source: RefSeq, a predicted model, not a curated record